Molecule: messenger RNA, 4101 nt
Organism: Peromyscus leucopus (white-footed mouse)
Lineage: Eukaryota; Metazoa; Chordata; Mammalia; Rodentia; Cricetidae
Gene: Cdh12
Product: cadherin 12
Exons: 15
Coding region: 861-3245 (794 amino acids)
Biological process (GO): adherens junction organization; cell-cell junction assembly; cell morphogenesis
Cellular component (GO): catenin complex; plasma membrane; adherens junction
Molecular function (GO): cadherin binding; calcium ion binding
Source: RefSeq, a predicted model, not a curated record
CCCCCCCUCCGCCCGGAGAGCAUUAUUGAUCUGAAGGGUAAAUGUGGAGGGAGCCACAGAGAGGGUCCAAGCGUUUCUGAGAAGAGAAGCUGCCUCUUCCAGGAACAAAGUGGUGUCUGCUGGCUGCCUGGCCUGGGAACCUUCUGUGAAUUAAAGGGGACAAAAUGCGCGUUCGUGGUUUGCUACAGUGAUUUAGAAGAGGGAAGAGAGAGAGAGAGGGAGGCGAAGUCACACCUUGGAGCAAGGCUGCGUUGUUGCAUCCCGCGGCUGCUCUUCACGGGGCUGUUCCUGCAGCUGCGUCUGCUCUCAGCCAUCAGCUCAGUUACCUGACUGGUCCAUUUUCUGGGGAUUGUAAUCAAGUUGGAACUCAAUAGAAGUCUGGAGUACUGAGAGGAUGGUAGCCUUUUUAAAGGUAAAUGAGUCUGGGAGACAGAUAGCUAACCAGGAAGCCGUCAGUCUUCAAUGCCCAGAUGUAGCAUAAAAGAAACGGACAUUAGCUGAAGCUCACUGUAAUCUCAGAGGAUCUUUACAGACAGCGAGGAGCUUGGCAUAAACACAGGCAAAGGAGUACAGCGCGCUGCCACUCCGUGGGUGUUGAUUGAAAACUUCGAUCUCCCCACCGUUUCACGGUUGAUCUGAAGGAUUUCUCACUUGAUCACGGAGAGUAUUUCAAUUAAGGUCUCUUUAGAUGGAAUGUAAUAAAGCAGAGGCCUCCAGAGCAUCAAUGUGUGAAUUACUAUCUCUUCAUUAAAACGGAAAGCUCAGUGGUCACAGCCACAGACAUCUCAACCCUGGAUCCCACGACUCUACAUUAAGUACUGGAGUAUUUAUUACUCUACUGUGGGAGAAAGCCUUUGCCAAUGCUUACAAGGAACUCUUUAUGUCUGCUUCUCUGGAUCCUGUUUGAUGGAGGUCUCCUAACACCACUUCAGUCACAGCCACAACAGACUUUAGCCACACAACCAAAAGAAAAUGUUAUCCACCUUCAGGGGAGACGAUCCCAUUUCCAACGGGUUAAACGUGGCUGGGUAUGGAAUCAGUUUUUUGUGCUGGAAGAAUACAUGGGCUCCGAACCUCAAUAUGUGGGAAAGCUGCAUUCCGACUUGGACAAAGGAGAGGGCACUGUUAAAUACACGCUCUCUGGAGAUGGUGCUGGCACAGUUUUUACAAUUGAUGAAACUACAGGAGACAUCCAUGCCAUAAGAAGCCUGGACAGAGAAGAGAAGCCCUUCUACACACUCCGUGCUCAGGCAGUGGACAUAGAAACAAGGAAGCCCUUGGAGCCUGAAUCCGAGUUUAUCAUUAAAGUGCAGGAUAUUAAUGAUAAUGAACCAAAGUUUCUGGAUGGACCUUAUGUUGCUAGUGUUCCAGAAAUGUCUCCUGUGGGUGCUUACGUGCUCCAGGUCAAGGCCACCGAUGCAGAUGACCCCACCUAUGGGAACAGUGCCAGAGUUGUCUACAGCAUUCUUCAGGGUCAACCUUAUUUCUCCAUUGAUCCCAAGACAGGUGUUAUUAGAACAGCGUUGCCAAACAUGGACAGAGAAGUCAAAGAGCAAUACCAGGUCCUCAUUCAAGCGAAGGACAUGGGUGGUCAACUCGGUGGCCUUGCUGGAACAACAAUUGUCAAUAUUACCCUCACUGACGUCAAUGACAACCCACCUCGAUUCCCAAAAAGUAUCUUCCACCUGAAAGUCCCCGAGUCUUCUCCUAUUGGCUCAGCAAUUGGACGGAUAAGAGCAGUAGACCCAGAUUUUGGAAAAAAUGCAGAAAUUGAAUACAACAUUGUCCCAGGAGAUGGGGGAAAUUUGUUUGACAUUGUUACAGAUGAGGAUACACAAGAAGGAAUCAUCAAAUUGAAAAAGCCUCUGGAUUUUGAAACGAAGAAGGCAUAUACUUUCAAAGUAGAGGCCUCCAACCUUCACCUUGACCACCGCUUUCACUCCGCUGGCCCCUUUAAAGACACUGCUACGGUAAAGAUCAGUGUGCUGGAUGUGGACGAACCUCCAGUGUUCAGCAAGCCACUGUACACCAUGGAGGUUUAUGAAGACACUCCUGUGGGGACCAUCAUUGGUGCUGUCACAGCCCAAGACCUCGAUGUGGGCAGUAGCGCUGUUAGGUACUUCAUAGAUUGGAAGAGUGAUGGGGACAGCUACUUUACAAUAGACGGAACUGAAGGAACCAUCGCCACGAAUGAAUUACUAGACAGAGAGAGCACUGCACAGUAUAAUUUCUCCAUAAUUGCAAGUAAAGUUAGUAACCCAUUAUUAACCAGCAAAGUCAACAUACUGAUUAAUGUCCUAGAUGUCAAUGAAUUUCCUCCAGAAAUAUCUGUGCCCUAUGAGACAGCUGUAUGUGAAAAUGCCAAACCAGGCCAGAUAAUUCAGAUAGUAAGUGCUGCAGACCGAGAUCUUUCACCUGCUGGGCAACAAUUCUCCUUUAGAUUAUCACCAGAGGCUGCCAUCAAACCAAAUUUUACAGUUCAUGACUUCAGAAACAACACAGCUGGAAUUGAAACCCGGAGAAAUGGAUACAGCCGCAGGCAGCAAGAGUUAUACUUACUUCCUGUUGUAAUAGAAGACAGCAGUUACCCUGUCCAGAGCAGCACGAACACAAUGACUAUUCGUGUUUGUAGAUGUGACUCUGAUGGGACCAUCCUGUCUUGUAAUGUGGAAGCAAUUUUUCUACCUGUAGGACUCAGCACGGGAGCUCUGAUUGCAAUACUACUAUGCAUUGUUAUACUCUUAGCUAUAGUUGUCCUGUAUGUGGCACUGAGAAGGCAGAGGAAGAAAGACACCUUGAUGACGUCUAAGGAAGACAUCAGAGACAAUGUCAUCCAUUAUGAUGAUGAAGGAGGUGGGGAGGAAGACACCCAGGCUUUUGACAUUGGAGCUCUGAGAAAUCCCAAAGUGAUCGAAGAGAACAAAUCUCGCAGGGAUAUAAAACCAGACUCCCUCUGUCUACCUCGUCAGAGACCACACGUAGAAGAUAACACAGACAUAAGGGAUUUUAUUCACCAAAGGCUACAGGAAAACGAUGCUGAUCCAGCUGCCCCACCAUACGAUUCCUUGGCCACUUACGCAUAUGAGGGCAAUGGGUCAGUGGCGGAGUCACUCAGCUCCAUAGACUCUCUCACCACAGAAGCCGACCAGGACUAUGAUUAUCUCACAGACUGGGGGCCCCGCUUUAAAGUCUUGGCAGAUAUGUUUGGAGAAGAAGAGAGUCACAAUCCUGAUAAUGUCACCUAGGGGAGAAGAAAAGGUUGAUGAUUCACUUGUAGAGAAGAAAAAUUUAACAAAAGUAACAGAAAUAACACACACACACACACACACACACACACACACACACACACACACACACACACGAGGCUCCCAGGUUCUACAAGACAAGAUUCCUUUCAUUAUCCAGUUUCUAGACAUUUGUUCUAUUUAUCAUAUUGUCAUUUUGGGUUAUUCUGCUGACACAAGAUAAAUCCUGUAAUAUGUACUUGCUUUGUUUUGUUCUGUUAUUUCAGGACCGCACUGAGCCGAGCUCAGGCCUAUUAAGUACAGUUCACUGACAUGACAACCGAGAAUGAAGAUCGCUUUGUGGCAUCACGGUGGAAGAGUGUGAGAUUUUUCUUAAUUCCACUAAAGUGCCUAUUGAAACUCUUAUCAUUUAACGUGGUGUACACAACACUCUGCUGUGAUGGCUUGGCAGGAUUCCGAGAUAAAGAGGAACGAAGCAGACAGUGUCUAUGUUUCAAGGAGCAAUUGUGACCCGCUGAUUCUCAUUCCUCUCAAGAACAAAGAAUAAUACUUCCCAAACUCCAUCUUUUUAGAAGCGAAAGCUUUUUUCAUUUGUGAAUUGUAAAACGAAAAGUAUUUGUUUUUCCUAGUCUUUCAGAAACUGGAAUAAAUGAGACGUUAUGAAAUUCAAUAUAUAAGUCAUGAAUUAUAAAAUCCGUGCUUAAAUCAUAACAUUAGUUCAUGUAAAAUAUGUUAAUUAAGCUGUUUGCUUUUCCAAAAACUAAAAUCAUAUACUGGAAAUAAAAAGGAUCCCUCUUUAUAAAGAGACACAUCAGGGCUCAAAUUCCAGCUUCAAAUAAACAUUGGUUUGUUUAAA